Molecule: messenger RNA, 891 nt
Organism: Tetrahymena thermophila SB210
Lineage: Eukaryota; Ciliophora; Oligohymenophorea; Hymenostomatida; Tetrahymenidae
Product: ELMO/CED-12 family protein
Exons: 10
Molecular function (GO): GTPase activator activity
Source: RefSeq, a predicted model, not a curated record
AUGAAUAUUAUUUUACUCUAAUUGAGUUUUCUUUGGAAAAUGAUUUACGAGAACAUAUUCAGAUCUAUCCAUAAAUUGUUUUUGAGAUUAAUAACUGGAAGAUGCGAGAUUGAAAGAGCUCUUAAUAGCCAAAAUAUUAAAAAAUUUGAAAACUCCAUUUUAAAUUCUAACAAACUGAUGAAAUCCCAGAGCAUUCUUUCUAAAAAGAAUCUUAAUAGUGAAUAAAUUAAUACUAUUUGUGAAGAAAUAAUUUCCAUUAAAGGCUUGAAAAAUAAUGAAAAAAACUAAAUAAAUCUAUAGUAUGGUUUAACUUCACUUUAAAACCUUUAUAAUAGUAUUGAAAUUUUAGAAAAUAUAAGGAAAACUCCAGUUAGUAUAUCUUAACAUUCAAGUAAGCUCAUAAAACUAUUUAAAGAUUUAACAGGAGAAGCUAACUUGCCACAAAAUCUUAUCACCAAAAGAUGGAUUGAAAUAGGAUUUUAAGGAGAUAACCCUACAACUGACUUUAGAGCAGGAGGACUACUUGCACUAGAAAACUUACUAUAUUUCAGCACAGAUCACUCAUAUCAAGCUUAAUUUUGUCUUAAGAAUUCUAAAGAAAGAGACACUCAAUACUUUUUUGCUGUCUGUGGAAUUUAUAUAACGAAAUUCUUAACAGAAUGUAUGAAGAUGAAUUAUCUUGAUAUGUAUUUUUACAAUUGUGACGAUGAAAAGAGGUCAUUGCAACGCUUUAAUGAAUUAUAUACUAAAUUUUUCAAUCAUUUUGAUAAUUUAUGGUGCUAAGAAAAGAGGAGUAUCAUGCAAUUUCAUGGAUUUUUUGAAAAUACUACGGAAGACCUAUUAUUGUAAGAUUAAAAGCUCCUUAUCAAGAUACUUGGAUUGUAGAAUUGA